ACCGAAUCAAAUGGUCGACGGAUUCGAUCGAUACUAGAAAAUCUCAGACUCUUCAUGUGCGGCAUCUUCUGUUCGCUUCACGUAGGAUGCUGUGGCGACACCGAUAAUAUUCAUGGUAGAUCGAACGAUACCGUUUAUCACAAGUUGUCCGAGCGAUUAAAAGUCGCCAAUGCCGCUCGUGGUCCCGACGCACAAGGAACCCAUCAUGUCCGAGUCCAAAGGACAUGCUCUCAGGCUGGUGAAGCACAAGCCCCAUUUCCGAGCAAGACAUGCUGCCCGGUACUCGAUCUCGAGUUCUUUGCUUCUGAGCUCCGGCUUCGAGGUGACGCACACAUACUGCAGCCUCAUCAGCAGGACGGGAAUGUCUUUUGCUGGAAUGGCGAGGUCGAUGCACAUGAAAAUGAUGGCGCGAAACUCUUCCAAAGCAUACACACACUCUCUGCAAUGGACGAUCUCCCUUGCCUAUUGGGGAGGAUCGAGGGACCAUAUGCAUUCGUCUAUUACCAUGCCGAAUCUCAAAAGUUAUACUUUGCUCGAGACACCCUUGGACGCCGAUCUCUGCUCAUUCACAAGCCGUCUGUGUUGAAUCCAUAUUUUUUACUUGCAUCCGUCUCCGUUGGAGAUGAUCAAGGAUACGUCAUGGAAGAACUAUCCACUGAUGGGAUAUUCUGCCUUGAUGUGGGACAACUAUACGAAUCCAAAGAAAUCACGCAACAUUUCGACAACAGCUUGACAUGUAUUCCACGACAAGUUGAUCGGCAAAUUCUGACAUUCGCAAAGCUUAAUCGCGUGAACACCGCACUCCCUCCGGAUGUACCGCCGCUUGUGCCCUCAUUGGACCAUGCAAUACUACCGCAUGAUCUGGCCAUCGCUGUUGAUAAUCUUAUCGAUCACCUGGACAAAAGUGUAAUGCUUCGUGUUCAGAAUAUUCCACGAAGAACGUCGUCCGAAAAGGGGAGAGCGCAGGUCGCAGUCCUCUUUAGUGGUGGCAUCGAUUCGACUAUGCUAGCCUUCCUUGCUCACCGACAUUUACCACUGGAUGAACCCAUAGAUCUACUUAAUGUGGCCUUCCAGAAUCCGCGAAAGAUCCAGGUUCAAACUGAUGGUAACAUAGGAGCUAUCCCCAAACGUGAGAAGAAGCGACAACUCAAAGCAGCAGAGAUCAGUGGAGCAAUCAAGGAAUCUCCAUCGUAUCUGGUUCCAGACCGUGUGACAGGCUUGCAGGAGGUCGAAGAAUUCAGGCGGAUAUGUCCCGGUAGAAUAUGGAAUUUUGUCGAGGUGGAUGUUCCAUACGAGGAGUCUCAAGCUGCGCGGGCAGCUGUCGAAGCUAUCAUGUUCCCUGGUCGAACAGUGAUGGAUCUUAGUCUUGCCAUGGCGCUUUACUUUGCCUCCAAAGGGGUUGGCCGAGUCCGAAUGUCAGCAGCACCUGAUGACUAUCAGCCAUACACUAGUACAGCACGAGUCCUACUCAAUGGCCUUGGGUCUGACGAGCUACUUGGUGGAUACGGCCGUCAUCGUACUGCUUACGCGACUCGAGGCUGGCAGGGCGUUAUCGACGAGCUCCAGCUCGAACUCGACCGCAUACCAGCUCGUAACCUCGGGCGAGACGACCGCGUGAUUUCUUCACAUGGCAAGGAAACGCGUCAUCCAUUCCUUUCGCUGACGGUCGUCUCCUUUCUCGCGGGACUUCCCGUGCAUCUCAAGCUUGAUCCACGGCUGGAGCUGGGGAUCGGGGAUAAAAUGCUACUGCGGCUUGCUGCGCGAAAGGUGGGGCUUCUUGAGGCGAGCAUGAGGAAGAAAAAGGCAAUGCAGUUUGGCAGUCAUUCCGCUCGCAUGGAGCCUGGCGAGGCAGAGAAGAGGGGCGAUCUUAUGAAUUAGGACUGUCUCAGAGCCAUAGAUGGAAUAUACUACUUGCGUAUCCUCCACGAUGAGCUCGACUUGGACAUCUUUACGAUCACGCCC
Messenger RNA from Suillus bovinus, 1962 nucleotides. RefSeq names its product asparagine synthase-domain-containing protein. The record is from RefSeq and is a predicted model, not a curated record. The coding region runs from base 55 to 1878 and encodes 607 amino acids. The transcript has 12 exons. Lineage: Eukaryota; Fungi; Basidiomycota; Agaricomycetes; Boletales; Suillaceae. Gene Ontology annotation, molecular function: asparagine synthase (glutamine-hydrolyzing) activity.